Molecule: messenger RNA, 1547 nt
Organism: Misgurnus anguillicaudatus (oriental weatherfish)
Lineage: Eukaryota; Metazoa; Chordata; Actinopteri; Cypriniformes; Cobitidae
Gene: atf3
Product: activating transcription factor 3
Biological process (GO): regulation of transcription by RNA polymerase II
Cellular component (GO): nucleus
Molecular function (GO): DNA-binding transcription factor activity, RNA polymerase II-specific; RNA polymerase II cis-regulatory region sequence-specific DNA binding
Source: RefSeq, a predicted model, not a curated record
ACUGGGACCGCCCCUUUCUAGUAGAUCGUAUCUCGCCCGGCAUAUAAGCGGGUGAUGCAACGAGCCGGCGAGAACUGUAACUUUAGCAGCUGAGCGAGAGAUCACACUCCUGCCAAAGCAGAGCAUCACAACACGCGUGGACCAUUCCGUCAAAACAAGAUAUCGGAAUGAUGCUUCAGUAUCCUGGUUUGGGUCCGUCUGAGAUCAGUGCGUCGGCUCUGGUACCCUGCCUCUCCCCUCCGGGAUCUCUCACGCUGGACGAUUUCACAAACUUCACACCGUUGGUCAAAGAGGAGCUGCGAUACGCCAUCCAAAACAAGCGGCUGUCCAACGGCAUGAGCGCGAUCUCACCAGAUCGGUGUUACAACUCCGACAGACCCACAGAUCUGCCGAUCAUGAAGCGGGAGAUCAUUCCUGAAGAGAGUGACAGAAAAAAGAGAAGAAGGGAGCGAAAUAAAAUUGCAGCAGCAAAAUGCCGAAACAAGAAAAAGGAGAAAACCGACCAUUUACAAAAGGAGUCAGAGAAACUUGAGUCCAUCAAUGCCGAGCUGAAGGCCCAGAUCGAGGAGCUGAAGAACCAAAAGCAACAGUUAGUUUACAUGCUGAACCUCCACAGGCCCACCUGUAUCGUCCGCGCUCAGAACGGUCAGACCCCUGAGGACGAGAGAAAGCUUUUCAUCCAACAGAUCAAGGAGACCACCCUUCAAGGUCUUAACCUUACCAUAAACGGAUCAAUGCAAACCACAAUAGCAACAAGUUGUGGGCAUCUCUGAUAAACUGUACAGGCAAAAAGCUAAAGGUUGAACACGGGAAGGUUGGCCUGUGUUAUUAAGGACUAAAAGACAUGCGGGUACCUGCCAUGCCAAACAAAGUCGGUCUGACGUACACUGAAACGGACUGCUAACUAAAGCACUAAAGUGAUGAAGGACGUGUGAUAUACGUUUUCACUUAUUCUUAUUCUUAUUAUUUAAACAUAGAAGCUUAACAUGGUUUUUGUAGUUGAAGCAACAUGAUGUCAUUUAUUUAUGAUUGUGUUAGUCGAAUGAAACCCUGGUGGUGUAGAAUGAAAGCUUAUUAUAGUAAAUGCCUUUAUUUAUCGGCAAAUGCUAAAGACAUAAACGGGGUGAUGGAUGAAUUUGUAACAUAUUUAUCUUUGUUAAAUAUACAAAAUGCCACGUGAAGUAUUUCAAGCUGCUAAUCUCUCAGGAUACGGUCUGUGUCACAGGAAAUUUACUCAUGCUAAAUAAAUAGCUAGAAUUAAUGAUAUGGUAACACAAAGUGGGCUUUACUGUAUAAGAGAGCAGGAUGUCUCAUUUACAGUAUCAGAGACUGAACCUUCAGUACUAUAUGCCUGUGCUAUCACCUCAACAUGUUGUUGUAACAAUAAUGCACUGUACAAAGGGUGUUUUUGUUGUAUUAAUAAGGGACAUGUAUACUUAUUUUCUGAUUUUUCACAUACCCUAUAUAUACUGUAGCUGCGUGUUGUUGUUAUUGUCUAGAACUUAUUCUAAAGAAAAACUUGAAGUAAAGCUCUUAUUAAUUGCCUG